Messenger RNA from Zychaea mexicana, 1246 nucleotides. RefSeq lists its product as uncharacterized. Bases 129 to 1217 code for a protein of 362 amino acids. Gene Ontology annotation, cellular component: phagophore assembly site. The record is from RefSeq and is a predicted model, not a curated record. The transcript has 6 exons. Lineage: Eukaryota; Fungi; Mucoromycota; Mucoromycetes; Mucorales; Lichtheimiaceae. Gene Ontology annotation, biological process: autophagosome assembly.
UUAGUCCUUUGACGUAGAAUAGUGCAUUUUUGCUGGGUUCCUGAAAUCGCUUUUGCGCCUUUCCCACACAGCAGCAUUAAGAACCCAGCAUUUCCUAGUACUUUAUCAAAUUCUUUCCCUCCUUUGUCAUGACGCUCGAGAAAGAUACACUACAUGUCGUCAUUCGUCUGCCAUUUAAGCGACCUCCGGAUUUCGUUGAGCCACCACCUAUUCUUUGGACGGACGACAUGGAGCAACAGUUACGACAAUAUAUGAGCCAAAAGCAUACAGACUGGAACCAUAUCGCUGAACAGCUGCGUGUGCCAACUUCGUAUCUUAUUCGUCAUGCAGCAUUUAUUUAUGAAACUCAGCUUCUCGGAAUCAAGCAGUUCCGUUUCCUAAACGAAGUAGGAAAAACACCACCCCCUCUUCCUUCGUCGUCUACAAGUAGUAGUAGUCAUCAUCGUCGUAACGUCUCAUCGCAAAGUAGACCGUCGAGUCGACGACAAACAACAACUUCAACAACACCAACAUCAACGAUCCAUCAGCUACAGCAGUUCCAGCAGCUACAAAUUCAGCAGCAGCAACAACAACAACAACAACAACAACAACUGCAGCAGCAGCAUGAUACGUUUAUGAUAGACAAGGGUAAAUCUCCAGUUGAUUCAAUGCAGCUAUCCACUAUUUCCAAUAUCGCACCGCGUAACGUUCUGCCCACAAACGAUAAAUCAGCCGUCGUCGAAGGAUCACUAUACACAAGCUUUGCGAGUCAGAAGAGUAGCCGGACAUAUUACUCUCCGCAACAAUCGAUGGGUCCAUCCGACAGUGACAGAGAGAAAGAGGAGGGAGGUGAAGAGGAGGAGGAGGAUGAAGGAGGAGAAAUCAUAUCAGAACAAUUCCACAAUUUGCAAAUAGAGGAAGAGCCUGCAUUUCUGCCAGUAAGAAUACAGGCAUCGUCGUCUUCAUCAUCGCCAUCUAUUCGUCCGCGUGAGCAACGACGAUUGGUGUUUUCGACAAUUUCCUCCCGCUCAAGAGCCAAUCGUAAAGCGUCCUCAUCCAGUAGCCGUGCGGACGAGUCGACGGGGUCAUCAUUAGAUUUAUCAGACUCGUCUAUUACACAAUCUGCCUUGGAAGAUGCAAUCAUGUCCAAGUUUAACCACGGCUCGAAAAUGUCCUCGCUGGCACUGUCAAGGAAAUAUGGAGCACCUGCCGAUCCCGGCAAAUCAAAUGACUCUUAGAAAUAAACAUGGAGCGUAUUAUACUAAAG